AUGGAGAUUACUAUUGAGAAUUUUGAACAAAGAUUACCUUUAAUAAAGGAAUCUAUUUAAACAGCAGAGUUUAUUGCUAUUGAUACUGAGUUUUCAGGAUUUUAAGUCUCUGAUGAUGAUAAACCUCAUGAUUAUGACACUGUAGAAGAGAGAUACUAAAAGAUAAAAUACAAUGUGCAAAAAUAUCUUGCAUUCUAGGUUGGAAUUUGUACAUUUCACUGGAUAGAGAAGGACAAGAAGUAUACUUGUAGACCUUUCUGCUUUUAUGUAUAUCCUAGAUCGAAGAUUGGUGAAUGUUCUCACAUGAUGUAGAGCUUUUCUCAGUUGAGUAAACUUGAAGAAAUAAAGGAAAAAUGCAUGAAAAAAGCUUAGAAUCUGCUGAUACGCUAAAGACAGAUAAGUUUAUUAAGUAUCAAUCAUCAGAUGAAAUUACAAGAAAUGAUGGCUUAAAUUGAAGAAUGGGUCUAUGAAGCAAACUCUGGAGAAACUCUUGAGUUCCAAAUUGACUCCUACUGCUUGUAAAAAGCACUAUCAAAGUAUGUUCGUAAUUACUAAUCCAAAUUUAGAGAACUGACAAAAUAGUAUAUAAGCAGAGGAGUUUUUGCUGAAUUUGAAAGAAACAAGCCAAGAACAAUAAUUAAAAAGACCAGGGGUUUCAAAUAAAGGAAUUUCCUAAGGGAUGUUGGGGCUGUAGCUGAUAGUCAAGACUUAUCAUAAGUUGUGCUUGGAUUUUAGGACGAUGAAGUUAUAUAGAAAGAUAAGUCCAAGAGGUAAAAGAUGCAGAAGAAAGAAAAAAUAAUUGAGUUGACUGAGGAAUAAAAGAUAAUGUCGCAACUUUCACAGUAACUAACUUAGCAAGCUUAAGCAGAUACUUAUUGGAAUACUGCUCAGAAAACUGAGCAAGAUAUAGAAAAAGAUUACUAAGAUCUUCUAAAUGCAGAGCUAGGCUUCUCAAGAAUUAUCUAGUUGAUGAUAGACUGCAAGAAACCUCUAAUUGGUCAUAAUUUGAUGUUUGAUAUAUGCUACAUCUACAACUAAUUUAUAGAUAAUCUGCCUAGCACCUUCAACGAGUUUAAAGAGCUAUGGCUUUAAAAUUUCUGCUCAACUUAUGAUACCAAAAUUUUAUCUGAGUAUACUAAGAGAUUUGGCAAAUCAGAAUUAGCUUAUCUGUUUUAAAAAUGCAAAAAGGAUAGAACUUUUAAGAAUAAUGUAGUGAUUGAAUUAGAUGUGAAUUAAGACUCAAAAUUUGGGGUAUAUAAUGCCAAUGGCACAGGAAACACCACAGAUGAUUUGAAUGGACAAAACCAUGAUGCAGCUUAUGAUGCCUUUAAUACUGGCUAUAUAUUUAUUGCAAUUUCAAAGUAUAUAGAAAUAGGCAAAGUAAUUCUCCCUUCUUAAUAGGCAAAUCUAUCUCAAUAAACUGAUACGUCUAAGAAAGCAAAAGGAACUAGUAAAUAGAAAACAAAUGAAUAAGAAGAUAAUAAAGUGAUGAAGUCGAACAAGUCAAAGUAGCCAGAAAUUAUUCAGAAAGGAAAGCGUUAACAGCCAUCUAGAAAAGUUUCAAGUCAUAGUGUUUUUGAUAAGGAAAAGGACAUUGAUUUAAGUGAUUUACUCGAUGAAGAAGAAAAAGAAUUAAAGCCAAUUAAUAAAAAACUAUCUAAAAAAUAGUAAUAGCUCUUGUAGAAAUAAAACUCAAUUUAAGAUAAUGAUGAAAUAAUUGUCGAAGUAGAGAUGAAUAACAAUUCAAGGCCCAAGCAUUAUUUCAUGGUGCAGAAUAAACCAGUUUAUUAUGAAGAUUUAGAGGAAUUUCAUAAUAAAGUAAUGCUAAGUCGAGAUAUUCCAAGAUACUUUCAUUUCUAAGGAGAAUUAACAGAGGCAGAGAAGGAAAAUGAGAUGAAAAUGGCGUCUAGCGUUAUGUAACUGUCACUUAACGAUAAAGCAGAUCUUAGCGCCUUAGGCAUCUUAUUUAGUACAUACGGGGACAUAAAUAUUGUAAAAGUAAAUGAUUAUGUUGUGUAUGUGGAGUUCACAUUCUUUGACAAAGCAAAGAUCAAAUCUAGGGAUAUAGAGGAACUUAUUAAGACUCUAGCAAAGUUGGAUAAAGGUAAAAAGGGAAAGAUGUUUGAAAAAAUUCUAAAUUAUAAUCUUGGCUUGAUUUCUCUAACUUCAUUGGGCAUAUACAAAUUAUUUGGAUUCUUCACUGCUAAAAGUUAGGAAAUAAGCAAGUUUAGAUAAGAAAUAGAUGAUCAUUAAAUAAAGUGCCAAGAUUACAAUGAUCAAUUUUAGGGUAUUACUGGUAUUUUUUCUAAUGAGACGGAGGAUGAUACCAUUUAUACAAAUAUAUUGAUUAAGAAAUAUUAUCUGCCCUAAGGUAUUCCUAAUAUUGGAAACACUUGCUACAUGAACUCCUUGCUCUAGGCUUUAACAGGGUGCAAGCUAUUUAUGGACUAUGUUAGGAAACUUUGGAAAAACAUUACUCCUAUAAACUCAGACAAUGAUUCUAUUAUUGUUUUUAAGCUACUUGUACUGCUAUUGGACUUAAGCAGAGGGAACUCUGAAGUUGUCCCUGACGAUCUAUAUUAAAUGAUGUGUGAAAAUUUCACCACUCAUUCGGAGUAGAUGGAUUCGCAUGAACUGCUAAUUUAUCUCCAAGAAAGGAUAACCAAAAUAGCAGCAAUGCAUCUUAGGAAUAUGACAUAUGACGAAGGUCUAGCAUGUCCUGAUCUGAUAAGUGUCUCCACAAAGUCAAGUCAAGACUUAAACGAAAAGGAAUCAGAUAUAGAUGAUAAUUUGCUUAUUUCUGAAGAUGUCAAGCAUGGUUCAAUAUUUGAAGAUAGCCCAAUUAGAUAGAAAGAAGAAGAAGACAGAUAGAACUAUUUGAUGCAAUUGAAAGACGAUGUAAAGUUGAGUAAGUUUAUAUCGGGCAGAUUGCUUAGAGGUGUGCUACAAUUCAAAGAGUUAAGUACUAACAAAAAAUUAGGACUAAAUCCGUUUGCUGGAGUGUAUAUGAGCACAAUAUAGUGUGUAAAUUGCGGACCUGAUGAAGCCAUACACAGAUGGGAAGUAUUCUACGACCUCAGCGUGGAUGUAAAAAAGAAUAUAUAUCAAUCCCUUGAACAAUUCUUCAAAAGUGAAUAGAUUGCAGACUAUACCUGCAUCAAGUGCAGUUUGAGAGUGUACCUAGCUAAUCAAUCAAUAAACCAAAGGUAAAUCAAUUUCUAUAUAUAACUUUCAGCAGGAGUAAUGAUUUGGAAUAUCAAGAGGCAAUAAAUUAAUUAUAAAAGAUAGAGAAAAUCCAUGACUUGGAUGAAGAUAUAUUCGAAAAUUUUAUGCAUUCACUUGAAAAGAGUCAGCUACUCUGUCACUGGUCAAAUGAUUUUAAAUUCUGGCAAUAUAGAAUACCCGGAAAUCCUUGACUUAUCUAAGAUCGUAAUUUAAUAUAUGCAUGGUUAACAUUUUCAUUAGCAAAGAAAUAAGUGUGAUGUUGCAAAUAGUAAUAGCUAUGAGCUAACUGCUGUUAUUUAGCAUUUUGGAAGUGCUUAUGGAGGUCAUUAUAUAGCAUGCAAGAAAUUAUUCCCUAUUGCAAGGUAGACUAAUAAAUAAAGAAGUCAUAACAGCACUUGGGUUUGCUGUGAUGAUGAGAAAUUAAACUAUAUUGAUUCUCGCUAGAUUGUUUUUGAAAUGCUAAAAUCUGGAAACAUCUACAAACUAGGCGAGGGACCCAUCAACUAUGGCUGGAAUCUAAGAUUCUUCGUAUUAGAUGAAUUGAAUCAGGAUCUGACUUACUAUUAGAAUGAGGAAGAGGUCAAGCCGAAUGGAACUAUCCAUCUUGUUGAUGCACUUAUAAGUAACAUUACUCUCAUCAAAGAGAGAGAACAUUCUUUUUCUAUUUAAACAGCCCCGCCAAAUGGAAAAACUUACUUUUUAUCUUGCAACUCUUAAGAAGAAUCAAAUGAAUGGCGAGAUGCUAUUAUUACAGCAAGUACAAAACACAAAAUUCACAUGGCUUAGGCUAGUUUUAACAAUAAAACCGGACCAAAAGAUCGAUUUAACUCAAUGGGUGGAGCCAUUAAUGGUGGACCAUGGAAAAAAGACGAUGACUAUUUCGAUGAGAAUAUGCUGCUUCAAGAUGAUGGCAACUUUUUUGAUAUUUAAAAGGUCAAAAGAAAAACUGAGACAGGGGGUCUUAGCAAAAACAUUAAUUCACUAAGUGGUUUUUUGAACUCAAACAACUCCCCUGAGCAGCCACUUAGACUUAGCAAGUUUAAAAGAUCUCCUCAAGACUUUACCCCAGGAUCAGACAAUUUCAGUAAUGAAUCAAUUGAUGAAAGGCAAAACCCUAUUAAUCACAAAUCUCUCGGAAAACAGAAACUUUACAACAGAAGUAAACUUGGUGCAAAACUUGACAUGGGAUAAUUGACUCAGGAAUAGGCUUAGUAUCUGAAGCUAGUUUAAGAUAUGAUAUAAGAAGAUUAAGGGUUGAAACCUAUCAACUAAGCAUGGGAAGCAGUUACUGUAUAAAAUGGAGUAUAGAUCUUCGCCCUCAAUCCAAAAUCCCAUCGUCUUAUUAUCGAUAAAAAAUAGAUCAUGUCCUAGGUAAAGCUACUUGGCAUAAUGAUGGUAGUCCUCUAUUUUUUGAAGAGCGUAUUUGGAAUUGACAUCGACUAUUUCUAUUUAGGAAUAUUGAUCUAGAUAUUGAAUUUUAAGAGCUCUAAUGGAAUAUUGACACUAUAAAGAAAAUAUGGCAUGUUAAAGGCUAGAACUUUGGUCUAGGGAGAUUCAGAGCAGAUUGGAAACGAGAUUUUGAAGUGCUAUAAAGAUAAUCAUCAAGACUCCUUUGAUUUUAUGACUAUUACAGUGAAGGAGUUAAACAGAGAUGAGGAUAAGCAUGUAUUGAACACUGAAGAAACAUUAGAUCUACCAUCAGACUAUGUUGUAAGAUAGUUUCUAGAGAGAAGAUCAGUUAAAAUGCUAACUUAUUGGUGCUAGGAUGAAAGUGGAAAUUUCUAUGUCCUCAGAAAAUCUCAUUCCUAAUCAAGUAAAUCUGGCAAGGUCUUAAACAAUGUGAUGGAGGCUUACAUAUGUGUUCCAAUUGAGAAUAAUAAAUCAGAGAAAUGUAUAGUUUACUUUUUUUCUGAUUUCAAUUAUGGAGAGCAGGGUCCAUCAAUCGUAAUGAAUAGUUUACUUUAAGACAAAAUAAAGGUAAUGAGAAUGGGAAUAUUAGCAUCACUAGCUCAGUACUAGAAAUACUUGAAUGAAAGGCAAAUUAGACAUGUUUAUCAAGUGACCAGGGAUGUAUAGUAAUAAAUAGUGAAUAAAAACAUGGAAAUAUUUGAUGGUCCACUCUUAAUGGCAGACUUGGAUGAUGAUGCUAAAUUCGGGGGUCGAACUCAUUCGAUUUCUUCCAAUUAGGGGGACUUCUUUAAUGAAAAUAGAUAAUAAUACAGAGGCUCAGUUAAUGCUCGAAUCAUAGGAGAGGCUGGAGGAUAAUUAAAAAAGAUAAAGGAAAAUCCAAGGAACAUUUCUGUUAGGCCUGGCUAGAGAAUUGGUAUCAGUGAUAGGUUCCCUGGUUACUUCAGGUUAGAGACUGGUGCUUUGUGGUGUCAUAAUCAAGAUGAGUUAAGUUCAUAAUCCGGAAUAUUCAUGGAGAUUCUUUAGACAGCUGGUAAAAAGCUAAUGGAAGGAAGAGGAAUAGUUGCUGUAAGUUUGCCAGUCAGAAUUUUCGAAAAGAGAUCUACUGUAGAGAGAAUCUGCGAUUUAUGGUGUACUGGUCCAAUCUUUUUAAAGAAAGCUGCUCUUGAAGCUCUGGGAGAUCCUCUAGAAAGAAUGAAAUAAGUUAUAACAUUUGUUAUCAGUGGAAUGCAUUAAGUUGCAAGCCAAAGAAAACCAUUUAAUCCAAUUGUAGGAGAAACCUUUGAGGGACUAUGGCCAGAUGGUUCUAGAUUAUAUGUAGAGCAUGUAUCACAUCAUCCUCCCAUCUCUUGUUUCUAAGUUGAGAAUAUAGAUGGUCUCUUUACUUUGGAGGGAUCUUAUGAGUAUACCGCUAGGGUAACAGAUUUAGGUAACUCAGUGACAGGUAGAUAAAUCGGCAAAAAUAGAGUUAAAUUCUAAGAUGGUUCGUUCGUUGAAUGGGAAUACCCAGUGAUGAGAAUAUCUGGACUUAUUUUUGGAAAGAGAACUACAACUUGGCUUGGGUCAUUUGAAUUUGUUGAUAAUAAGAAUCAGCUAAGAGCUUAAUUAGAGUUUAGCAAAGAAGGAGGUUUCUUUACUAGGCAGUCACUUCCAAUUGAUUGUAUUGAAGGCACAAUCUAAGGAUAGGGAUAGGAGGUCUCUAAAAUUUAAGGAUCUUGGCUUGAGUUCCUAAGAUUUGAUGACAAGUUGUAUUGGGAAUUGGAAACUUGCGAUACAGUAAGACCAGUAGCUAUUGAUAAAUGCUUGCCUUCUGAUUGCAGAUAUAGAGAAGACUCAAUUGCUUUCGGAGAGGGCGAUCUUGAUAAAGCUUAACAAGAAAAGGAGAGAUUAGAAGAGCUCCAAAGAAAGGAUAGAAGAUUAAGAGAACUUGCAGUAAAGAGACAGUAGAGGAUAAGAUUCAAUUGA
Messenger RNA from Stylonychia lemnae, 6597 nucleotides. The record is from the annotation of a GenBank genome assembly. NCBI's taxonomy places the organism in Eukaryota, Ciliophora, Spirotrichea, Sporadotrichida, Oxytrichidae.